Messenger RNA from Odontomachus brunneus, 2082 nucleotides. RefSeq names its product RB-associated KRAB zinc finger protein-like. Gene Ontology annotation, molecular function: DNA-binding transcription factor activity; RNA polymerase II cis-regulatory region sequence-specific DNA binding. Bases 337 to 1398 code for a protein of 353 amino acids. The transcript is spliced from 3 exons. NCBI's taxonomy places the organism in Eukaryota, Metazoa, Arthropoda, Insecta, Hymenoptera, Formicidae. Gene Ontology annotation, biological process: regulation of transcription by RNA polymerase II. The record is from RefSeq and is a predicted model, not a curated record.
CCGUCGUAAUCCGUUUCGGUCAAUACCAGACUGUACUUACAUGUUUGCAAACUCGGAUUUUCAUUCGCGCGACUCCGCUAGGGUUCUUGUUGUCAUACGGACCAUGAAAGUCGCUCUGAGGACGAUCGAACGGCGACUAAUACGGAGCUAGGUGCUCCGUAGGAGAUAGCUUGUCAGUUGCGAUCGCUAUUUCGUGUGGUACGUAUCGCGGCACGAAGAUUUCGUGAAUCAGUGAGGAGCAGUCUCGAGAGUGUUUAAUGCUACAUUUUAAGUUGGAUCAACGAGAGGCUGACGUCUAAUCGUUGCACAUAUUCGCUGAUCUAUCACGUUACGAAUAUGAGAAUUAAAACAGUCCCGAGACAUAGAAUACUCCAGAGGAACGCGAGAGUCGCGUCUGCAACAGAAACCUCUAUAGACGCGGAAACUGUCACAGAUACAAAAAAGAAUUGUGAUUCUACACACACGAUGAACAGUCAAAACUUAUAUAACCAGGCAUACGAGUCACCUUCAGCGAUUCUCAUUCCUGGCGCGAUGUCCAGUACUUCAUGCAGCGACCUGACCUUGCCCACAUCCACCAGCGUAUCAUCGCCGCUUGCUAACAAUAAUAAUAAUAACUCAGAAGUCGUGAAUCUAUCAAUUAAAGACGCUUCCAAUCGCGUCAAUAAAACUGCGUCGGGUAACUCCGCCGAGCCAGAUGAUAAGUUGAAGGAUACGUUCCUCUAUAAGAUCAUGACCGACCCGAAUUUCCUGGAGAACAUACAAAGGAACAAACAGCCGAAGAAGUUCGUCUGCAUCUUCUGUAAAGAGGAUUUCACGACGUGCGAGGAAUUGACGAGCCAUAUGGACGUGAAGAAGAACGAUAGCAAUCAGAUUGCCUGUUGCGCUUGCAAGAAGACUUUUGCCGAGAAGAGGUACUUGAAGUACCAUCGGAGAUGUCACUCCGAGAGGACCAAGUUCACAUGCGACAUUUGUACGAGAAAGUAUACGAGACUGGACAAUUUAACGAGGCACAAUGUGUUGCACGUGAAUCCCGACAAAUUCUCCUGCACGAUCUGCAACAGGACCUUCACGCGUAAGGAUUUGCUGAAUAAGCAUCGGAAGAGUCACGAGAAGUAUAAUCUUUACUGCGAAAAAUGCGGCAAGUACUUUAGGAAAAUUCUCACGCUGGAAAAUCACCAGAAAACGCAUGGCGAUACAUCGAACAUUUCGACGAGCGCCGCUGCUUUCGAGACGGAGGCUUCUGUCAAGAAUAUAGAUUGUAAGACUGAGAAUACCGUCUGUGCUGAGAAUACAGUUUGCAAAACUGACAUUUCAGCCAGAGAUGAGGAUUUAGUUUGCAAAACUGAGGAAUCAGCUCGUAAAACUCAGAACUUGCCUUUUGAUGAAAGUAUUUGUUAGGUAAAGUUAUAUAUUUCUCUGUUUGAUCUCAGUUUAUUAUAUCUUCUGGUAAUCGAAGUGGGGAAAUUUUCAAAGAAUGUAUUGUUUAGUAGAAGUACAAUGUAGUACAUUAAUACAUUGAUGAAGAUGCAACAUUGUUAAAUUCAUUCAUAUAUAAAUAUAAAUAUAUAUAUAUAUAUAUAUAUAUAUAUAUAUAUAUAUAUAUAUAUAUAUAUAUAAUAUCGGCUCUUACAAAAUUACUGUACAUUAACUUGUUAUACAGUAGUCUCUUGCAGUAUAAUUUAUGGGUUUUUGUUUACGUAGAUGUAUUUGCUAUUUUCUCUUGACCUACUGCGAGUAAAAUGUGCUUAUAUUUUCGGGGAAUAUAUUCGUAAUUAUAUAUUGUUAAUAUACACAUAUAACUUGACCAAAUGCAUAUAUAAUAAUUAAUUGGUUAUUGUGUCACCAUUUCCGCGGUGUCGAAUAUUUUUUGAGAAGAGAUUAUGUUCUUUAUUAUCAUCAGCACCGGUAAAUAAUCUUAUAAAUAUAUGUUCCUUAAACAAAGGUAAACACACUAGGAACUUUCACCUUUAUUAUACACCAUUAUAUAUACAAUUAAGGAUGUUAAUUAUCAACUGGAAAUAUCAGGUCCUUUUUUCAAAAAUAAAAUGGAAUCGUACUCCAACUUACUGGAAAGGGGAAAAA